AUGUCCCCCGGGCGCACUGUUUCUUUCAUCCACACAUUCGCAGACCUUUUGGUUCGCUCUGCUGAUUUGAGCUCCCAGCCACAAGUCUCAGCGAUGGCUCGUACCGUGCUGCCCCUCAUCCUCACUACAACCAACUCCAUCUUGCGUAAGGCCUCGUGCGAAAUGGAGGAGCCGCGUAUCAUUUCGGGUCUCAAACGGGUCGCAUGGCCUGAACUUCGUCGGUUGCCUCUCAUAACCUCAUCGGAUCGCCUGCCCGCGGGCAUCAAGCAAGUUGGUCUCGACAUUAAACGAGAAGCCAACUCAAUCAUUAAGAGGCACGGUCUGCAAUUUAAAGAUGAGGAAGACCGCUGUGAUCCUCAAAUGGAAAUGCGAGGAGUGCCCGGAAAAUCUGGCACCAGUCUACCAACCAUUCUUAUAUUCGCACCAUGGUCAACUGAGAAGCAACGUGACUGGGAGAGAGCUGCCCAGGAAAUGGCGAUGUUUUUGGCUGGUCUGUCAAGGGUCUGCUCAUUCGGCGAAACCGACAUUCAUGUGGAAAUAAUGGCCCCCGAACUAGUGCAGCCAACACACUGCACCAAUAUCGACGAUCCUGUCUAUCAAAGUGCUUGGGAAUACUUGAGCAGUACUAUUUUCAACCGCCUACAGUGGCUCAGAGCAACUCAAGGCCACGUCACAUGCCUCUCUCUCCAGAAGUACGGGACGGACGAUUGUGUUCAAGACAACCCACCUACAGUAUAUAUUUCGGUUGAUAAUGACUCUGAUGAAACUCAAUGGCCUGAAGUAGUCACAGAGGUCAAGAGAACUCUUGAUGCGGCCGAAUGGGACGAUUUCCAAGUCCAUAUUGAGCAUAAUCAGGGCAUGGUUGGUUAUUUUGAUAACCUCACUAAACCCACAAGAGAACAAAGGCAUCGUGCCUACAGGCUGAAGAAACGCAUGGAAAGUGAUUAUUAUUCAACGGUCCACAUUGGAGACGACUUCGGCGCUGCGUGUGAUAUCAAGCGGACCGAUGGGAAGCAACUGAGUCCGACAAAUGGUACUAUUGGCUGUUUCGUACAGCUAAGAACUUCUGGCCCUGAGCCCACUUGGCGGACCUUCAUCCUUACAUCUUAUCAAGCUGUCAGACCUGCCUUUGAUGGCUUCACCGUGGCGCCAGAUGGUGCAGACACUAGCGUUGCACCUCCAACAGCCAACAGCGACCUCUGGACGGUCGAUUCAGUUGGGUAUACACCAGAUAGCAAUUAUUUGGAGAAAACAGAUUGGCCUCAAAAGGAAAAACAACUCCAAGAGUUUAGGCAGAGGAUAGCGGCUUUGAGAGAUGAAAGGAAACAGAAGACCGAGUUCUUCGAGGCUAACAAGAAGGUCCUCGGAAGCUUGUAUGCCGCAUCAGGAUUCAGACGAAGGGUUGUAGGCAGAAGAAUGGACUGGGCGCUGAUCGAGCUCAAUCGGCCAUGGCAUGAUCGUCUCCCGGAAUACGAAGACUGGAAGCCUUCGUUUUGGAGAAUAUCAGCGAUGCCUUUUAUGACCUUUGGGAUGCAACUUGAAGAGCAAACUCGGUCCAUAGAAGUAUUGAGUGACCUUGAGUGGUCAAACGACACAUUCGACGUCUACAAGAUCAGAGCAAGCAGUGGGCCGAAGGCUGGAUCCCUUCUUUGCACAAACAACCUCGUCACUAUAAGAGACGACCAAUAUAUGAAUCCUUCGCCAACAGAGGAGAUGGCUUUCGAAACACACCGCUAUGAUUAUCCGCAUGAGCAUGGAUUCUGUGCCCCUGGGGAUUCAGGCUCUGUUGUCUUUGAUGAAGAAGGGGGUAUUGUUGGUCUUAUGAUUGGGGGACAUAAAAAUAACAACUCAGACAACCACGGAUAUGGAUAUGUGACUCCUAUUGAGUACGUUUUCAAGGAUAUCAAGGAUCUUUUAAAGGGACAUGUUGUCGAUAUUCGGAUAGCAAAGCCCUAA
This is a messenger RNA of Fusarium fujikuroi IMI 58289, 1956 nucleotides long. RefSeq lists its product as uncharacterized. Bases 1 to 1956 code for a protein of 651 amino acids. The transcript is spliced from 2 exons. The record is from RefSeq and is a predicted model, not a curated record. Lineage: Eukaryota; Fungi; Ascomycota; Sordariomycetes; Hypocreales; Nectriaceae.